GUCGCCGCAAGAAGCAAGGAGAGUCAAGCAACAGGAACAAAGUUGUGGGACCUUUGAUACAAUCGUGGAGUGUACUCGUGAAAUGUAAAAUCCGCAUGUAGUGGAAACGCAGGUGAACUAACAACACACACCUGAGGAGGAAUCUGAGUUGCGUGGGCCGUUCUUUUCGGUGCAGUGGACGGAGCGUUAGGAGCGUUUUGGCACACUGUGGGAUGCGCUUUUCUCGGACCAAAUUACAGUUUAAAGGAACACCUCCAAACUCGCCCAAAAAUGGCUUAAGUAACUACUUGAUGCAUCCUUCUUUUACAAAGUUUUGGAUCUUGCGUAGCAAAACGUCUGGAUUUGUGUAGAGGGGAACACGUCCCGGGGUCCCUCGGUGACAGCAAAGAGGUGGAGAAAGAUUUAGUUGGGCCAAACACUACAUUUUCUAACACCGACAUCUUGGAUUAAUUGAAUGCCAUGGCAACGCAGGGCAACACUGCAGAAGGAGGAACGGACGACGAGUUUAACGACAUCAUCAAGUGCAGAUCUGAUGAACAUGAUUCGGUACAAAAGAAAACCUUCACCAAAUGGAUCAAUGCUCAAUUUUCAAAGAAUGGAAAGACGCCCAUCAAAGACAUGUUUUCCGACCUGAAGGAUGGGAAGAAACUACUGGACCUGCUUGAAGGCCUCACUGGCUCUGUCCUGACCAAAGAGAGAGGCUCCACUAGAGUACAUGCCCUCAACAACGUCAACAAAGUGCUUCAAGUCCUACAUCAAAAUAACGUGGAGCUGGUAAACAUCGGGGGCACCGAUAUCGUCGAUGGGAAUCAUAAACUCACCCUGGGCCUCAUCUGGAGCAUUAUUCUCCACUGGCAGGUGAAGGACGUCAUGAAAGACAUCAUGUCCAACCUGCAACAAACCAACAGUGAGAAGAUCUUGCUGAGCUGGGUGCGCCAGUGCACUAGGUCUUACCCAGAUGUCAAUGUGCUCAACUUCACUACCAGCUGGUCCGACGGUCUGGCUUUCAACGCUAUCUUACACCACUUUAGACCGAAUGCAAUUAACUGGGACCAUGUGACCAGAAUGAGUCCUGUGGAAAGGCUGGAAAAUGCCUUUACUGUGGCCAAAAAUCAGCUUGCAAUUGAGAAACUGCUGGACCCUGAAGAUGUUGCUGUGCAGUUGCCGGACAAGAAGUCCAUUUUAAUGUAUGUGACGUCGCUGUUUGCUGUGUUGCCCAAAGAUGUUUCCAUGGAUGCAAUCCGAGAGGUAGAGACACUGCCUCGAAAAUACAAAGGGGAGGCAGAAACUGGAUCUGCUCUCACUGCUCAGAGGGAUGAGGCAGGUAGUAGCCCCCGUCCCGAGACCCCCAGCACAGUGACAGAGCCGGAUAUGGAGCUGAGCUUUUCGGAGGUGGACCUGGACACCUACCAGACCACUCUGGAGGAGGUGCUGACCUGGCUUCUGUCAGCAGAGGACACCUUACACGUGCAGGAGGAGGUGUCUGAUGACGUGGAGGAGGUCAAGGAGCAGUUUCACACACAUGAGGCCUUCAUGAUGGAGCUGACAGCACACCAGAGCAGUGUGGGGAACGUCCUUCAGGCCGGAAACCAGCUGAUUGCUCAGGGUCAUCUCUCAGAGGAGGAGGAAGAAGAGAUCCGGGAGCAGAUGACUCUUUUAAACUCACGCUGGGAGAGUCUCAGAGUGGCCAGCAUGGACCGCCAAGCCAGGUUGCAUGAAGUCCUAAUGGAACUUCAACAGCAGCAGUUACAGCAGCUCUCUGACUGGCUCACAGAAACUGAGGCCAGAAUCAGAAAGAUUGAGACUGAACCAGGGGCUAAAGACCUAGACACAUACACAGAACAAAUAGAGCAACACAAAAUGCUUCAGAACGACCUGGAGGCCGAGCAGGUGAAGGUGAACUCUCUAACACACAUGGUGGUGGUGGUUGAUGAGAACAGUGGGGACAACGCCACUGCCGCGCUGGAGGAGCAACUACAAUCUUUAGGUGAAAGAUGGGCUGCUGUGUGUCGCUGGACAGAGGAGAGGUGGCACAAGCUGCAGGAAGUCUUCAUGGUCUGGCAACAACUUCAGUCAGACCAGACUAUAUUUAGAGAAUGGUUGGCAGAGAAAGAAGAGGCCUUGAAUACAGUCCAAACUAGCAACUUUAAGGACCAAAGUGAAAUGAAUACAAAUUUACGUCAAUUAGCUAUUCUUAAAGAGGAUAUGGAGAAGAAGAAGCGGACCCUGGACCAGCUGUCUGAUGCAGGGCAGGAUGUGACGUCUUUACUGCGGAGCUCUGAGGCAGGAGCAAAGAUAGAGACAGAUACUGAGGAGCUAACCCACCGAUGGGACAACCUGGUGCAGAAACUAGAAGACUACUCCUUUCAAGUGAUGGAAGCCGUAGCCGAUGGUGGGAUGACUCAAAUGGAAGAGCAGGUGGCUGCGGAUUCAGCUGUUGUAACUGUGGUGUCCUCCAGUACCAGCCAGGAAGUAGCUCCCCCUGCCCCUCCAAAGAAACGCCUGGUGGAGACUGAACCACAAGUUAGGCAAGAGUUUGAAAAUAAGUUAUCAGACUUUCUAAGAUGGAUAAAAGCAUGGAAGACCACGACGCAAACAUUAGCCACUGGAAAUCUAGAGACUACAACUGAUACCUGUGACCUACAGGGCAAACUAAAUGAAUUGGAAGAGGAGCUAAAUUCAAAGGAAGCUUCAGUCGCACAAAUAAUUCGGGAGGGGCGAGGUCUGGUGGAGCAGCUGGAGAGAGAGGGUGUAAGCAUGGACCUGGUGAGGACAGACCUGGAGCUGUUACAGACCGAGUGGGACGUGUGCGUGAGGGAGCGACAGGCAGCCCGGGACAGAGUACAGACCCAGAGCCGCUUUAGAGCUGUUUCUGCAGAACUCAGUGAGGUGGACCAGGCCCUCGUCCAACAGGACAACUGGCUCAUCUCAACUACAGUGGACAAAUGUGAUGCAGACGAACUUCGCAACCUCAGUCAAGAGUCCAAGUCAAGACUGGCCGAAGUGACCUCUUUGGGCCCACAGCUGGAGCGUUUGUCCACUGAAGCAGGACCCUCCCUCAGAGACACAGUGGUGCUGGUGUCUGCGCAUCAUGCCUCCACUCUGCAGAGGCUACAUGGCAAAGAGGAGGAGAUCUCCACAGCUUUGGUCCAACUUGAGGCCAGCCAACAGCAGCCCAGUCAAGUGGAGGCACUGGAGGCCAGGCUGACCACUCUGAAGGAGGGUCUGGUGGACAUCCCGACCACAUCUGAGGCAGUGGAGCGGGCACAAAGUCUGUGUCUUGACAUUGAACAAACCCAGCAAGCCACAGACCCUGCUGAACAGCAGAGAUGGAGCCAGUUGUCGUCCAGGGCUCGAGAGGAACUAGGGACACUGCAGUGUGUCCUGGGCAGCAUGAAGGACAGUCAGGUACGUUUGGUGGAAGUGGAGCGUUGGCUGGACGCAGUGCAAGAGCUGUUGUCCCGGGACGCCUCUGGGAUCGGAGAUACAGAAAAUCUACAGGAAGAAUUAAAUCAGUGCAAGGAGCAUGUGAAUGAGAUGGAGUCUGUGGAAAGUUCAUUAAAGCAGAUGGCGGAGAAUGUGAGGGCUGUACAAGCCACAACUAUAGACGGUUUGUCAAAGUGGGGACAAGACAAACUGGACGAAUGCCAAAGCAGGUGGGACAAGCUCAGCAAACGGCUGUUGAGUCACCGGGAUUGUGUGUCGGAAAGCCAGGAAAGGCAGGUGAAUCUGAGGAAGGAUUUGGCGGAGAUGCAGGAGUGGAUGGCACAAACUGACGAGGAGUUUCUUAUGAGAGACUUUGAGUACAAGAGCCCAGAGGAACUGGAGGCUGCACUGGAUGAGAUGAAGAGAGCUAAAGAGGAUGUGCUGCAGAAAGAAGUGAAAGUAAAGAUCCUUAAAGACAACAUCAACAUGCUUGUGUCUCAAACAUCGCCCCCUAGUGGAGGUUAUGGACCCGGGCUGACGUCGGAGCUGGAGGGCGUACUGGGCAACUACCAGAAGCUCUGUGACCGCUUCAAGAGCAAGUGUCACACGCUGGAGGAAGUGUGGUCCUGUUGGAUGGAGUUGCUUCAGUAUUUGGAAAUGGAGCAAAGUUGGUUGAACACACUCGAGGAGAAGGUCCAAGCCACAGAAAAGCUCCCAGAGAGUGCUGACGCUGUUAAUGAAGCUUUGGAGUCAUUGGAGAGUGUGCUUCGUCACCCAUCAGACAACCGCACCCAGAUCAGAGAGCUGAGCCAGACACUAAUUGACGGAGGCAUCCUGGACGAACUCAUCAGUGAAAAACUAGAGAACUUUAACUCGCGCUACGAGCAGCUCAACCACCAGGCGGUGAAUCGUCAGAUUAGCCUGGAGCAGCAGCUGCACGCUCUGAAGGAGAAUGACCAGGCUCUGCUCACUCUACAGGAGUCUCUGAGCCAACUGGACCACACUCUUACCUCCUACCUGACAGACCGCAUCGAUGCCUUCCAACUGCCACACGAGGCACAGACUAUUGGUGCUGAGAUUGCUGCCCAUGAGGCCACAGUAGAAGACAUGAGAAGGAGAAAUGUUGCCAACAUGCCUCCUCCUUCCACUGAUGGGAAGGCUGCCCGCGGAGGAACAAUGCUGGACCAGCUACAGAGGAAAUUGAGAGAGAUUUCCACCAAGUACCAGCUGUUUCAGAAGCCAGCCAAUUUUGAGCAACGGAUGGUGGACUGCAAGAAGGUCUUAGAAGGAGCCAAGUCAGAGCUACAUAUUCUCGAUGUGAGAGACAUAGAACCAGAGAAGAUUCAGACACACCUCACCGGCUGUAUGAAACUUUACAAGUUGCUGAGUGAGGUAAAGCUUGAGGUGGAGACCGUUAUAAAGACUGGUCGACAGAUUGUUCAAAAACAACAAACAGAAAAUCCAAAAGCAAUGGAUGAACAACUCACUGCCCUUAAACUGCUCUACAAUGACUUGGGUGCACAGGUCACAGAGGGAAAACAGGACCUAGAAAAAGCCUUGUCCCUGUCUCAGAAGUUUCACAAAGAGAGCGCUGCUCUUCACGAGUGGCUGAGCACUAACCAGGCUGAGCUGGAGAAGAAGAACACCAGUGGAGACAUGCCUGCUGAUAUCGAUAGUGAGGUCGUGUGGGCCAAUGGUCUGUUGAAGGAGACGGAGCGUCGUAAGGCAGACUUGUCCAGUCUGAUGGAAACCAGCGCAGGUCUGCAGACUCUAGUGGAGGGCAGCGAGGCUCAGCUCGAAGACCAACUCUUCAGCCUCAAUGAGUCCUGGGGCCAAGUCCGCACCCUGACCGAGGACUGGCUCAGUGCUGUACUGAGUCACCAAAAUGAGGUUGAGAUUUUGGAUGAGAACUUGGCCCACAUCAGCACCUGGAUGUAUCAGACUCAAAUCCACCUGGAUGAGGCAGAGAGAUUGGAACCUGCCGAGAGGGAAAAGGUGGUCAAGCGCAUCCUGGAUGAGCUGGAAGGGAUGAGUUCACGUGUUGACAAUGUCAGGGACCAAGCUGUUCUCUUAAUGACCAGCAGAGGGCCUGCCUGUCGGGACGUCAUAGAGCCAAAGCUGGCUGAACUUAACUGCAACUUUGAUAAAGUUUCACAACACAUCAAAACAGCCAAGAUGUUGACCACUUUGGACUCUGAUGUUGUGGAAAUGCUCCAGCAAACUCCUCAGCAGGUCUUGCUUAGUGAUAAAGAUAGAGAGAUUAUUCCCAACCAAGAGGACCCAACAGACGCCCAGAGUGAGGCUGUCUCCUCUGAGGUGCAGACUGACACACAGCUGCAGGAGCUUCAGACACAGCUCCAGGACACGCUCAGGGCAUUACAGCAGCAAGACGACCAAAACAUACUGGAUGAUGAAAAGAUGGACGAGGAAAAAGCCAAUGUAGAGGAGCUACUUCGAAAAGGAGAGGAACUUUUAGAACAAACUUCAGACAAAGCUCAACAAGAAGAGUUAAGGAUCCUGCUGAUUAAACUGCAGAGCCAAUAUUCGGCACACAGGGAACUGAGGUUGCUACGAAUCAGGCAGAUUGAGGUUCAUUCAACAACAACUCACCCGUUUAUUGAAAACACAAGAGGAAUUUCAGAUGAGGAAAUGGCCUCUCUUGAUCGUAGCAGAGGUCCUUCUCGUGGUCCCUCUGACUACCUCUUAUCUAUCAACAAAGUGCUGCUUGCAAUGGCUGACAAUGAGCUACUCUUGAACUCAUCUGAACUCAGCGGUGGCCUGUAUGAGGAUUUCUCCAGUCAAGAAGACACGCUAAAAAAUAUCAAAGAGAACCUGGAGGUUUUGGAAGACCAGGUGACUGCUAUACACGAGCGGCAGCCAGAUGCUAUACAGGACGCCUCGACCGCAGAGGUGACCCAAAUCGGAGAUGCCCUUACCCAACUCAAUGCUGAAUGGGACCGAAUCAAUCGCAUGUACAACCACCGCAAAGGGACAUUUGACCGAGCAGUGGAGGAGUGGAGGCGUUUUCACUGUGAUAUGAAUGACAUGAGUCAGUGGCUGAGAGACACAGAGGCCUUUCUGUCUGAGAGUGUCUGUCCUGAUGGACAACUCGACCUGGACAUGGUCCGGCAGCACCAACAGGAGCUGGAGGAUGGAGUUGCGAGUCACCAGGCAGACCUCGCCGUGCUCAAUCGUACAGGGGAGAAAAUAAUUGAGCAGUUGUCCUCCCCUGAUGGUUCCCUGCUUGAGGAGAAGCUACAGAUUCUGGGCCAGAGGUGGAGAGGCGUUAACCGGCAAAUCCUGGACAGACAGAGAAGGCUUGCAGGGGCAGAUUCGGCUCUCUCAGACCUGAUGAGGAGGAGUACAGCGCUGGCUUCAUGGCUGGAGCAGGCAGAAAAUGCGGUCACCUGUCUCCCUCUCACUGCCACUGAUAAGAACCUCAGAGAACUAAAGGCCUUAGCUGAGCAAUUGGAUGCUCAAAAUGAGCGACUUGGUUGGUUGAACAAGCACGCUCCUCACAUUCUCUCCAAUCCAAGCGUCAGCCCACAGAGCAGAGACCAUCACGUCGCCAAACUACGGACAAUCAAUCUCAACUGGAGCAAGGUGACCCAUGAAUUGCUGGAGAAGGUGCGUGAGGUGGAGUCCAAUGUGCACCUCCACGCACAGUUCCAGGACCGUAUGAACAGGCUGACCGACUGGGUGGUUAUUACGCACCAGACCAUAGCAACAAGAGGCCUGACUCCUCCACAGGCACAGGCCUUGGAGACCUCCAUGAAAGACAGAAAGAGGGACUUGGAGGAACUGCUGGCGCUGUCAAUCGAGCUACAGAGACGACAGCAGCUUCAGCCUCAGGAUAAGAGUAAAGUAGAACAGCUGGCGUCUGAUUGGAAAGCCCUAGAUUGUCGUCUGAGGGAGUCUCUGCAAGCUCCCGUCUCUCCGUGGACCAUGCACCCUCACGUAGUCCAACAUCAACAGCUCGUAUCUGCAGUACCCUCCGCUGUGCAAAUGGCCAGUCUAGUUAGUGAAGAUCCCCACCACCAAACCCCCCACACCCCAGACCUCGUGGCCCCCACAGACCUGAACAAGACUGCGACUGAGCUGGCAGACUGGUUGGUGCUUAUUACUCAGAUGCUCAAAUCUAACAUCGUAACUGUGGGCGACAUAGAUGAGAUCAGGACUACCAUCGGACGACUCCAGGUGACAAAGAGUGACUUGGAGCAGCGCCACCCACAGCUAGAAGACAUUUUCACUUUGGCUCAAAACAUCAAGAACAAGACCUCCAAUUUAGAUGUUCGGACUUCCAUUACUGAAAAAUUGGAGAGGGUACGCAGCCAGUGGGACAGCACACAGCAUGGGGUUGAAGCUCGGCUACAGCAGCUGGAUAACAUGAUCGGUCACAGUAACCAGUGGGAGGAGCAAAGGAAACAGGUCACAGCCUUAAUUGGACGUAACGAAGGACAUUUCCACAACCUUCUGCAGCAGUCCCGGGACCCUUUGACCAAACAGAUUUCUGAUAACAAGGCUUUCCUCCAGGAUUUGGGGCGCGGCCAGACGAUUGUGGCAGACUUCAAUGAGCUGUCAAACCAUCUUCUUCAGGAGUAUUCUCUGGAUGACACCCGGAGGAUUAAAGAGGUCACAGACAAGCACAAUGCAGCCUGGAAUGGCAUCAACAACAGGGCAAACGAUCAUCAGGCACAGAUGGACAGUGAGCUCAAAGGUCUGCAGGCUUCCCUCAGAGAGCUGGAGUCUUUCCUGAAAUGGCUCCACGAGGCUGAGACCACAGUGAACGUGCUAGCAGACGCUUCUCAAAGAGAGGACGUGUCCCAGGACUCGGCCCACGUGAAGGAGCUGCGGAGACAGAUGGAGGACAUCCAGGCUGAGAUUGAUGCCCACAAUGACAUCUACAAGAACGUGGAGGGGAACAAGACCAAGAUGGUCAAAGCUCUGGGCAGCUCUGAGGAAGCUGUGUUCCUGCAGCAGAGACUGGAUGACAUGAACCAGCGCUGGAGCGAUCUCAAGACCAAGUCUGCCAAUAUACGGGCUCACCUGGAGGCCAGUGCGGAGCGCUGGUCCCGGCUGCUGGGGAUCCUAGAGGAGCUCUGGAGGUGGAUCUGCUCCAAGGACGAAGAGCUGGCCAAACAAAUGCCCAUAGGAGGAGAUGUGCCCACUUUACUACAGCAGCAAAACCACUGCACGGCGCUGCAGACAGAACUAAAGGAGCGAGAGCCUCUGGUGAUUAGCACUUUGGACCAAGCCAGGACGUUCCUCGCGGACCAGCCCAUAGAGGGACCAGGGGAGCCUCGAAAGACUUCACAGCAAAAGAUAGACCUGACGCCAGAGGAGAAGGCCAGGGGACUAGCCAGAGCCAUCCGUAAACAGACGGGUGAUGUGAGGGAGCGCUGGGAGAGGCUCAAAGGCCACGUGGGUGGAUGGCACAGUCAGGUGGAGAGGGCCUUGGAGAGGCUACAGGAGCUCCAGAGCUCCAUGGACCAGCUGGACCUGCGGCUCACCCAGGCAGAGGAGGCCAAGGCCGGGUGGCAGCCAGUGGGAGACCUGCUCAUAGACUCCCUGCAGGACCACAUCGAAAAGACCACGGCGUUCAAUAAGGAGAUUGCACCGCUGCGCCAGGAUGUCAAAGUGGUGAAUGAGCUGUCCUCAGAGUUGACCCCUCUGGACAUCCAGCUUCCUUCUACUGCCUCCAGACAACUGGACCAGCUCAACAUGAGGUGGAAACUACUGCAGGUUGCGGUGGAGGACAGAUUAAAACUACUUCAAGAAGCCCACCGAGACUUUGGACCCUCAUCUCAACAUUUCCUCUCCACGUCUGUGCAGCUCCCGUGGCAACGUGCUGUUUCUCAGAAUAAGGUUCCAUAUUACAUCAACCACCAGGCGCAGACCACAUGCUGGGACCAUCCAAAGAUGACAGAGCUGUACCAGUCUCUAGCUGAUCUGAACAACGUGAGAUUCUCGGCAUACCGCACAGCCAUGAAGAUCCGCCGCCUCCAGAAGGCCCUGUGCUUGGACCUGUUGGACCUGCACGUAGCUCAGAACACCUUUGCGCAGCACAAACUGUUGAACAACAACCAGCUGAUGACCGUGCCAGAUGUGAUCAACUGUCUGACGUCCAUCUACGAUGGGCUGGAGCAAGAGCACAAGGACCUGGUCAAUGUGCCUCUGUGUGUGGACAUGUGCCUCAACUGGCUUCUCAAUGUUUAUGACACCGGACGCAGUGGGAAGAUCCGGGUCCUGUCUAUGAAGAUUGGCCUGCUGUCUCUCUCUAAAGGACACCUGGAAGAGAAAUACAAAUAUCUCUUCAGUCAGGUGGCAUCUCCCGGUGACACAUGUGACCAGAGGCAGCUGGGUCUGCUGCUGCAUGAGGCCAUUCAGAUCCCCCGACAGCUGGGAGAGGUGGCAGCGUUCGGAGGGUCCAACAUCGAGCCCAGUGUGCGCAGCUGCUUCCAACAUGUGACGUAUAAAGUGGAGUUGGAGCCCAGGCAGUUUGUGGACUGGAUGAGAUUGGAACCACAGUCUAUGGUGUGGCUGCCUGUACUGCACAGAGUCGCUGCAGCAGAGACAGCCAAGCACCAGGCCAAGUGUAACAUCUGCAAAGAGUGUCCCAUUGUGGGCUUCAGGUAUCGCAGUCUGAAGCAUUUCAACUAUGAUGUCUGCCAGAGCUGCUUCUUCUCCGGUCGAACAGCUAAAGGACAUAAGCUCAAUUACCCCAUGGUGGAGUACUGCACACCGACAACAUCAGGCGAGGACAUGCGUGAUUUCACUAAAGUGCUCAAAAACAAGUUCAGAUCCAAGAAGUACUUCGCCAAGCAUCCUCGACUGGGAUACCUGCCUGUGCAGACUGUGCUGGAGGGAGACAACCUGGAAACUCCCGUUACCCUGAUCAGCAUGUGUCCGGAGCAGUACGAGCUGUCCCAGUCACCCCAGCUCUCUCAUGAUGACACCCAUUCCAGGAUAGAGCAGUUCGCCAGCAGGUUAGCCCAGAUGGAGCGAUCAAACGGAUCUCUGCCCACUGAUAGCAGUUCUGCCACAGGAAGCAUGGACGACGAGCAUGCUCUUAUUCUUCAGUACUGUCAGACGCUGGGAGGAGGAGAUAGCUCUCCCUGCAGUCAGCCCCAGAGUCCUGCACAAAUCCUACUGGCCGUGGAGAGGGAGGAGCGCGGGGACCUGGAACGCAUUAUUGCACGUCUCGAGGAAGAACAAAGGACUCUGCAGAGGGAGUACGAGCAGUUGAAGGAGCAGCACGGUCAGAGGGGGGCACCCGAGGGCCCCUCCUCUCUCCCGGACGAAGCAGACCUGCUCGCUGAGGCCAAACUACUGCGUCAGCACAAGGGCCGUCUGGAGGCGCGCAUGCACAUCCUGGAGGAGCACAACAAACAGCUGGAGUCACAACUACAGCGGCUCAGACAGCUCCUGCACCAGCCGGAUGCAGACCUGAGGGUGAACGGGGUGUCAUCGUCCCCUAUAGCGCAAGGAGCACUUAACGACAACUCAGAUGAGCUGCUGGACUCCCCCAACAGCAGCUCUGACCUGGCAGAUGUAAUGGAGCAGAUUAACAACUCCUUCCCUGCAUGCACUCCCCCCAGUCUCUCUCCACGACCACAGGUGAUGUGAUUGUUAGAGGGCGCUGUUGUGUUUAGUGACUGUCCAGUCGGCUCAGACCAUUCUCAUCCCCAGUCCAGACUCUGAAUCCCAAAGACCUCCCAGGACCAGGACCGCACCCAACACUUUGUCUCGUACUAUGCAAUCUGUACCUUUCCUGGACAGUUCCACAUUUGGUAUUUGUGAUUUUGUUUUAGAAAUGCAGUACUCAGAUAUGGGGGUAUGUUUGUACAGUCCAAAAAAUAUCUUUGUUUUACCUGUUAUCUGUGCUUUGGGAUCGUGCUCCUUUUAUGUUCUGGGAAUCCACUGUUACAUUUUACGUGUUUUCCGUUGCUUUGUAUUACCCGGAGAUUCCAAUCAUUCAUCAAAACUAGAAGCUACAGUCUGCGUUCCUGUUUUUGGGAACGUUACCAUUCCGGAGAGAGGCUGUCAUCUGCUCUGUUUUGAAAAUAAAUCUCGUGGCAUGCUUGAUGUCAAAACUCCCCCUUUAACGCAUCGAUGAACCGCCAAAACUUUGUCAAUUUGUUUUGUAAAACGUUUCCCUUCUGUGCCUACACAAUCUCCAUACUACGUGGAAGAUGGGACGAUUCAACUGUGUACAAAAGAGUAAAAGUUUUGGAGAUUAUAGAUUUAAUUAAAGCUGAUCAAUCAUUAUUUAGUUUUUAAUAUAUGUUUGGAAAUCAGAGGAAAGCCAUGAUUGCCUUGCUACCUCAGACUACGUAGACACAGUUUUGUUUGUAGUGGUUUAUAGACUCCACGUGAAUAAUGGUUUUUAAGCUUAAGUAUCUGUACGCGGCAUCAAGGACAAGCUAAAGAUGUACCAAGUUGUAUUCCAAUGGGUCCUGCUGACGCUAGCCUCUUCUGUUUGAGUUGUUUUAACCACUGGCCUUGGUGCACCAGUCCCUCACUGCGUUGUGUCUUCGUGCUAAAUGCUACUAUCCUGUAAAACUUGUGAGACGGACCACAACACUACUUCUGAGUUUUGUAGUAAUAGACUGGAGUAACAUGAACUGAGCGUAACCAAGGCAGAACUGUGUCAUCUCCUGAGGUAUGUAAAAUAGUCUGACCACACUACAUGUAAUAUGGCGAUGUUGUUUUAUUCUGAAUAAAUUUUUAUAACAAUGAAA
Messenger RNA from Boleophthalmus pectinirostris (great blue-spotted mudskipper), 12167 nucleotides. RefSeq names its product dystrophin. Gene Ontology annotation, molecular function: protein binding; zinc ion binding. Gene Ontology annotation, cellular component: plasma membrane. The record is from RefSeq and is a predicted model, not a curated record. Gene Ontology annotation, biological process: synaptic signaling. Lineage: Eukaryota; Metazoa; Chordata; Actinopteri; Gobiiformes; Gobiidae.